Messenger RNA from Prorocentrum cordatum, 6183 nucleotides. The record is from the annotation of a GenBank genome assembly. NCBI's taxonomy places the organism in Eukaryota, Dinophyceae, Prorocentrales, Prorocentraceae.
AUGGCCCAGGCGGCUGUCGAGGACCUCGACGGUGGAGACGAGGACCUCUGGGAGGCGCCGGAGGCCGUCGUGCCCGCGCCCGUGGAGGACGGACCCGUGCCGAUCGUCCCACUGGCGGUGGCCCAGGGCAGAUGCUACUGCAGCACGGGCUACACUGCGGGCGGCCUCGAGCAGUGCCGGUUCGCGUGGCGGGCGCUGCGUGUCUCCAGCGCAGAGCCGCCGUUGCGCUUCGUGAAGGCCGAGUUCCUCUUCAGCGACGACGGCUACUGGGACUGGUGGGCCAGCCACCCUGGCCAGCCGAGCGCGAUGACGGUGCGCCCGCUCAUCCACGUGUGCUCGGAGAACCCGUGCUCAGUCUUGGAGGGGCCGGGGACGUGCACCGAGCUGAUCCACGUGUCGGACGGGGCGGAGCUCGGCCUCGGGGACCUGCGGGCGCUGUUCGUCGAGUGCCAGGAGACGAACCCCGAGGCGGCUUGGCCAGCAGCAAGCCUCGGGCCGCUGGUCGCCGCCGCCGCCCCCGCGAGGCCCGCUGCGGUGGCCAAAGCGGCGGGGCGCCCACCAGCCGCAGCAGGUCCUCCCAGGGCCCCGCCUGGCGCUGCCCCUUUCGACGACUUCCUGAGCGUGAGAGGCUCGUCGCGCGGGCCUGGCUCAGAGCUGGCCGCAGGCGAGGAGGCGGCUGCCGCGGGCGGCCUGGGAGGCAAGCUCGAGGGUGCUCGUGUGCGCUUCGAGGAGGGGAAGCGGGCUGCUGGCGAUGUCAACCUGGACGGCUUCCCCCUCGGCGCAGAGGCGGCUGGCGAGGGGCCUGUGAAGAAGCGGUCGCUCGGAGACCUGCUGGUCGAGCGCGCCGCGAAGCUCAAGAGGGCCGCCUCGGACGCGGCCCCCCGAGGGUCAGGAGACCCCGUGCCCGAUCGGGCGCUGCCAGGAGCUGGUCCGAGUGGCGGCAUGGCGGAGCUGGCGCAGGCGCUCGUGAUGGCCAUCCGCGAGGGCAAGGAGGGUCCCCCUGGCGACGGCGGCGGGGGCGGCCUCGGCUCCUCGGACCCCGCGGCGGUGCCGCGCGACCUGGCCACGAAGAGGGCCUUCUGUCGUCGGAUGGCCGCCGCCUCCCCAGGCCGCCUCACGGAGCUGAGCCUGCAGCAGAUGGCGGACUUCCUGGGCUCGCAGGAGGGGGAGGCAGCCGUCGACGCGACGGGCCCGAUCGCGCUGCGGUACCUCCUCACGAUCUACCUGCCGCAGCAUCCGGUGAAGGAGAUCGGCGUGCAGACGUACCGCGAGCUCCGCACCCUCGCGGAGGCGGUGGACCUGCUGAUGCAGGGGAAGGCGGCCCACGCCUGCGACCUGAUCGUCCAGCGCCUGAAGGCGCUGCAGGUGGCAACGACGGAUGGCUCGUGGGCGGCGGCGAAGUGGUUGGAGCUGAUCCCGCCGCGCGACGAGCCCACGGCCAUCCGCAGCGAGGAGGAGGAGCUCAUCCGCAGCAUCCAGCUCGGGGAGAUGAAGCUGGACGAGCUCCCCGCACGGCUGGCCUCCGCCAAGACGCCGGGGGGGGUGGCCGAUGCCUCCAUCAAGGGCGCGAGCCCUGCGAAGGGCGCUGGUGGGGGAGUCCGCGGCGUGGGCCAAACUCGGUUUACCGAGGGCGGAGAUCGCGCCGCCCUAGGCGGGGGGGGUGAGGGCGUCGCGGAGCCCCCGCUGGCCACCGCGCUGCAGUGCUGGUCCGACGAGCUCUCCUUCGGCUUCGGCAAGAGCAUCGUCGCGGUCGACCUGGCGGCGCGGCUGGUGGCAGCAGUGCGACGCCACCCGGGCAGCCUUGGCCACUUCGCUCGGUCGUUCAGCAUGCGUGCGGACACAUUUUGUGGGAGCGGAGGGUCCUCGAACAGGAGGGUUCGGGACGCCCUGCCGCUUCCCCUUCCGUCGACCGAGGAGGUGGACCGCUGGCUGGCCCACAGUGCCUUGCCCAAGGCACGCAGGUGCCGCCGCCGCGCCGUGGCGCGGGAGGUCAGCGAGCAGGCGUGGCUGUACCUCAGCGCGGUGGCGCUCAACUACGCGUUCUGCGGCCGCGCGCAGGAAGGCUGGCGCCACAGGCCGACCCUGUCGAAGGCGCAGACGCAGGUCUACGUGCACCUGAAGAGUCGAGCGGCGGCCCUGGCGGAGGACCCGCUGGCCAUGGUCGUGGCCCCCGCGAUCGACGAGCUGGCGGGCGGCUGCGGGUCAGCGUACGAGGGCGAGACGGGCGUGAAGGCCCUCCCCUGCCGGCUCUGCGAGCUGGCCCCUGGGCUGCCCGCGCGGGAGUGCGCUGCCACGCUCGACGCGAUCGACUUCGUUGACGACGAGGUUGGCGCCUGGCUGCGCCGCCCCGAGCUGGCGCUCCUCGACCAAUCCGACUGGCCCGACCCGCUGCCGCGGGCCCGCGUGAACGUGGAGACGGAUGCGGACUGGGAGGAGCUGGCGCUGCACCUCGUGUCGCUCGGCAUCUUCACCACGCUCGCGGAGAGCGAGCUGGUCCGCGCGAGGGGCGAGCCCGUGCUGAACGGCCUGUUCGCGGUGGAGAAGAAGGGCGCUCCAGCGCCUGGCGCCACGCGGGUCACCAGGCUCACCCUCGACAUGGUGCCAGGCAACUCGCUCCUGAAGGCCCACGUGGGCGAGGCGGCGCUGCUCGCGGCCUCGACGUCCUGGACGUCGGUCGUGAUCCCCUUGGGGAAGCUGCUGCUGUGGUCGGGCGACGACCAGAAGGGGGCCUUCUUCGUGUGGCGGGUCCCGCCCGCGUGGCACCCCUACAUGGCCGUGGGGCGGCCGCUCGCGGGCGAGCUGUUUGGUCGCUCGGAGCCCGUCGUCUACGUGACCUCGGCUGUCAUCGCCAUGGGCUGGUCGCUCGCGGUGCCCGUUUUCCAGCACAUCCACCGACGACUGUGCCGCCUGGCGCCGCCCCUCGGGGUGGGGCCCCCCUCAGACGGGGAGUGGCGCAAGGAUUGCGCGCGGCCCCUGGUCGAGGCAGGCAGCGGCCAGGACGCUGGCUGGUGGCAGGUUUACAUCGACGACUUCGAUGCGCCGGAGAUCGUCGAGGAGGUUCUGGCCCGCAAGCUCGCGGGGGCCCCGAGCGACCUCCAACUGCAGGUCCGCGCCAGCUACGAGAGGGCAAGCGUCUCCUUCUCGGCCGAGAAGGCGCACUGCAGGCAGCUGAGGGUCGAGCGCAUGGGCGCGGACGUCGACGGCGUCAGCGGGCGCCUCGCGGUCCCCGCUGCCAAGGCGCCGGCCACUGCGGGCCUCUGCUUGGCCGCGGUGCAGCGGCGCCUGGUCCCGUGGCGCGUUGCCAUGGCGGCCCUCGGCAAGCUCGUGAGGGCCUUCGAGUUCAGGCGGCCGCUUUUCGGGAUCCUGAACUCCGUCUGGAGGCUGGCUGCGUCCUCAGCGCAGGGGGCUUACCUGGACGCAGAGAUGGUGGAAGAGCUCCUCAUGGGCGUGAUGGUCCUGCCGCUGGCCGCCUCCUCGCUGCGGGCGCGCAUCGACGGCAUGGUCACGUCCUCGGACGCGUCGGAGAUGGGCGGCGGCGUGUGCACGUCAGCUGGCCUGCGCGAGGACGUCGCCGCCGCCUUGCAGGUGCCGAGGACGGUCCCCGACCAGCUGGGGAUAGGGGCCAGGCUCCUCAACAUGCCCGAGGACCCCGCCCGACCGUGGGCGGCAGCCAACCCACGCGUCCCCGCCAGGGCAGUCCGCAGGGUGCUGUCGGUGCUGCUCAUCGGCCUGUUCGACGGCAUCGGAGGCCUCGCCGUCGCCUUCUCGAGGCUGCCCGUCCGCAUCGCGGCCUUCGUCGCGGCCGAGACGGACGCCAAGGCGAGGCGCGUUGUCAGACUCCGCUGGAUAGGUGUCAUCGACUGGGGCGACGUCGCCCGUGUGGGCAGCGAGACGGUGCGGGAUUUGUUCGAGGCGUUCGGCGGCCUCGUCGACCUGGUGGUGGUCGCAGCGGGCAGCCCCUGCCAGGACCUGUCACGCCUCAACGUCGGCGGGCGCGGCCUCAGCGGCAGGAAGUCCUCGCUGUUCCACGAGGUGCCACGCAUCCUGGCUCUCCUCGCCGCCGUCUUCAAGGACAGGCUCGUUUGGUUCGUGGAGAACGUGGCCAGCAUGUCCGACGCCAACGUGGAGCUGAUCUCGGAGGCGCUGCAGGAGAGGCCGACGCUGGUGUGCUCGUCGGUGUUCGUGCCGUGUCGCAGGCCGCGCCUGUUCUGGACGAGCUGGGGCGUCACCGCAUCGGCGCCUCUUCGGCUGACCGACCGCGGGGUCUACGACGAGCUGGUGGGCCCUGGCGCCCCGCUCAUGGACCUCGCGUGGGAGGGCGAGGGCUGCUCUUGGCCAGGGAGACCAAGGUGCUUCCCCACGCUCGUCUGCUGCAGGCCUCAGCCCUCCUUCCCCUCUGCCCCGCGUGGCUUCGCGGCUGCGUCGGAGACGGCUCGUCAAAGGUGGGCUGCGGACGGGCACAGGUAUCAUGUGGCUUUGUACGAGGACAAAAACAUGAUCUGCACCUCCUCGUUCCCUUUCCUGCGCCUCCCCACCAGCGAGGAGAGGGGGCGGCUCCUUGGCUUUGAUGUGGGGCACACCUCCCUAGCCACCAAGGGCUCGAACCCUCAGGGCGCCUCCGACGCCAGGGCCUUCCUCCUCGGCAACAGCUUCAGUAUUCACGUCGUGGCAUGGUUGUGCCAGCAGCUCCUGCACCGCCGCGGCGCGCUGAACGGGGAGCUGUCGAUAGAGGAGGUGCCCCCCGUCCGCGUGUGCCGGGCGACGUGGGACCAGGCGGGGGCCUUCACGGAGCCAGGAGAGCCGGACACCGCGGAGGCGAGGCAGCUGGUCCUGCACUACCUCAGCCGCGCGGAGAAGGGCGGGUCGGACGUCAGGUUGGACUACGGCGUCCCCUACCGCCCGCGAGGUUGGCCGAGGACGAGCCUGGGCCCGUUCGUGUGGAAGUGGCGCGUGGUGGUCAGCAUGGCGUGGCCUGGCCGGAGCUCCACCCACAUAAACGUGAGAGAGUUGCAGGCGGCCGCGGCGGCGAUCAGGUGGCGCGCCCGCAAGGUCGCGCAGCACGGGGGCAGGUUCUUGCACCUCGUCGACAGCCAGGUGGUCGCGGCCAUCGUGACGAAGGGCCGCAGCAGCAGCAGGAAGCUACAGCCCAUCCUGAGGCGCUGGAUGGCCGUCGUCGUGGCGGCCGACAUGUACCCACUGAUCGGCUACGUGGUCUCAGAGGACAGCCCUGCGGACGAGCCGUCGAGGCCCGCUCCCGUGAGACGCCGCGGGACGCGCUGCCAGACUCUCUCUUCCCUGAGGGUGUCAGCGGAGACGCGGCGGCGCCACGGGCGGGCCCUGCGCGCGCUGCUGGCCCACUUUGGGGCCGAGCAGGCGGGGGCGGACGCCUUGCGCGGCGACCCCGAGGACGCAGACGCCCUCGUCGCGGAGUACCUCGAAGGCCUGUGGGCCUCUGGUGCGGGCAUCGCGGCCGCCAACAACACGCUGGCGGGGGUGUGCUUCGCGGUGCCUCGUCUGAGGCGACACCUCGACCUGAGCUGGACUCUCCUCAAGGCAUGGAGGCAUCAUGAGCCAGCGUCCAGGGUGCUGCCGCUCGCGACCGAGGCCGUCGCGGCCAUGGCAGGGUUCGCGUGCGCUGCAGGUGCUUUCGACGUGGCCGCCCCUCUUCUCGUCGGCUUCGAGGGCAUGCUCCGAGGCGCAGAGGUGUUUGCCCUGGCGGUGGGCGACAUCGUCGACCGCGGCGAGCUGUUCAUAGUCCGCACCAGCUCGUCCAAGACCACGGCGGGCAAGGACUGCGCGGAGGCGGUCGUCGUCCGCAGCAGGAUGGCCGUGGCGCUCCUGCGGACUGCGGUCCGCGGCCUUGGUGCAGGCGCGCGGCUCUCAUGGGGGACGCCGUCCCAGCUGCGUGAUGCCCUCCGCGCCUUGGCGAGGGGCCUGGGCCUGACGGGGCCCAUCACGUGGCACAGCCUGCGACGUGGCGGGGCGAGCGCCUUCUUCGUCAGGAGCGGCUCCAUGGAGGCGACCCUCGUGGCGGGUCGGUGGGCCUCCUCCGCCACCGCACGCCUGUGCAUCGAGGGCGCGGUGGCCGACUCAGUGCGCGCCCAGCCCGGGAGCGAGGCAGCCCUCGCCGUUGCGCGGGGACUGCGGCUCCUGCAGCUGGCCACUGUAAAAGGACCGGCAUAA